UCAAACCCAUGGCUUCACCGUGCCGAAAAUCGCAUGUAUAAGGCCUGGUUGACUCACUGCGCACUCAUGUUUGACACUUCCAUAUCUUGAAAUGCAUUUCUGUUUGCAUGACUGUUUCACCCAGAUUGGCCAGAUGUGUGUGUGCAGUCAUAGUGAUGUUGGAAGUGACCGCAAGUUCAAAUCUGCUAGAUGAUAAGGUUGGAGACGGUGAUGUUUCACUGAUUUUCUGCUGCAAGUGGGGAAAUGUUAGUGUGGGAACGGGGCGGCGGAUAACAAAAGCACAUACCGCGGGGAGGCUAGCUAUGCAUCGCAUUGCUUAUCUUCUCUGCGUGUGCAACCUUACGCAACUCGUUGCUCAACUUACUCGACACACCUUGCAGCUUAUCCGGAAGGCAGCAGCCCAUUCUGAUCUAUGAACGCAGCACGGCUGUCGAUCUGUGCUAAGGCUACCCUCGAAAGCAACGAGGGCCAAGCAGCUUUGCAAGAGCGAGCGCUGCUGAUCUGCUGGAAAGCCCGUCGCGGCCGGAAGUUU
Molecule: messenger RNA, 532 nt
Organism: Tilletiaria anomala UBC 951
Lineage: Eukaryota; Fungi; Basidiomycota; Exobasidiomycetes; Georgefischeriales; Tilletiariaceae
Exons: 2
Coding region: 108-416 (102 amino acids)
Source: RefSeq, a predicted model, not a curated record